UGUAGAAAUCCAGGGGGGUCACUGCAACUCCUGCAACACAAUGCGAAUCCUGGACUUAGCUACAGAAUUCCUCCCUAACAAUGGGGAUCUCGAGGAAUCCCUAUUAAAAAUUGUUGACAGCAGCAAUAAACACUACAUCAAGGAUGCUCUUUGGAAGAGGCAGCUCAUGAAAGUCCAAAUGAAAACUCUCCUUGUGAGUUUGGACGAGGACGGAUUUUGUACAAAAGGGAGUUUAUCCAACGUUGUUUGUAGCCUGUUUGUUCAGUACUUUGCUAGUGGGAACUAUGGAUUUGUAAAGAUAUUAAACUGGAAUGAUCUGAUUGAUCAGGAGAUUGAAAGCACACGAGAGCUACUGGAGGAGGCCAUCUCUAUUCUCAAUAAGGUUCAUAUUUAAGCUUACUUUAUUACAACUCUCAUAUGUAUGGGCCUUAAAAAUUAGGGAGCUUCUCUUUUCAGCGAAUGUCUAAUGAGCCUCUUUUAGGUUGAGAAGGGCAAUAAUGCUUUCCAUUUGUUUUUAUUAUUAUUAUAAUUUUCUUUUUCUUCUGUUUUUUUGUUCCUGUUUUAUUUUGGGGAGGGGUGGGGGUGUUAAGGGGAUCAUUAUUGGGGGUUGGGAAAGCAAGACUGGUGUAUGGAUACUUUCUUAAAUUGGCUACUUUUCUAACCUUCCUGUAAAGAGCUGAAAACUGAUGGGGUGCUCUAAAAAGCUUUAGACGGGGAGGCUCAGUGUUCCAGGUGGUCAAUUACUUGACAAAGAAAGCUUCCUGACGCGACAGAUGACAUAUAAGUGUUAUGUUACAUAUAACGAAAAAAAUUAGCAUGUGGUCUUGGUGACACCUCAGAUGGUCUUUAUGUCUCCCCACUUGAAAGAAUUAACUAAAACACUGGAGGCUCAGUGCCCCGAGGUCCAACCCCUUGUCCUUUGUUUAUACGAUUUUUGACAGAAAAAGGUGCCCCCUUCGUAUUCCUUCUAUAAACAAAUGGUACUCCUUUUACAUACUUACUUAGAACUUUACAUCCCUGCUAUAAAUGCCUUGUCUAGGUUAAAAUAUAAAUAAAUCACACAACCAGAAUGUUUAUCUUCAAAAUGAAUUUGUUAGCCCCCGAGUUUUACAGACCAAAAUGACAGAUCUUCCUACCCUUUCAUAUACCUCAAACAGUGGAUUCCCCACACUUUCAUAUACCAAAGGCCUUAAAAAGGUACCCCAUUCUGGGUGGAGCCUACGUGGCCAUUAUAGGGAGAGGCCCUAUCAGGCGGGGUCCCAUGUCGCCCAUCUGAAUUUUAAAACGUCUCGUGUCGGUGUUUAUAAAUGCUUGUCACUUAUUGUCGGCUUUGCCGUCUCUGUUGCAAUUUGGCCGAGGGAGGUUGUCUCUUGUCGCGAUUUCAUUUUACGUGCUGUCUUGGGCCAUGUCGCUUGUCAGAAUUUACCCUGGCAGGGCCUCUAGGCUGUGUUGAACCUGACAGAUAUAGUGCAUUGAAAUCCCAACUAACAAAGGCAGCAUUGAGUAACAUUGAAUGUGAUAAUAAUCAAAGAAGGAAAAAAUGAGAAAUAUCUCUUCAUCUCUUGUAUUGUUUUCUUGUAUUUUCCGCUAUAUUGACAAAUUGUUUUUAGGAAGUCCUCAGAUUUAUGUACAGUUAUAACUGUACAUAAUUAGAUUAUAAAGAUUAUAAAUUCUAAAUGGUUAUAUCUUGUAACAUAACAUUUCAUUUCCAAUUUUUGCAGUAUGCCCAGCAAAGUGGACAUGAAAGGUGUAAGGAAAUCUUCAGUGUUGUGAUCAAGAAUCAUAGACUGAAAUUAGCUGGCAAACGUGGCUGGUCUCAACAAUCCAAGUGUUUAUAUUCGACAGGAUUUCGCCUUAUAGAUACCACGGCCUCUUCGAUUUCAAGCGACAUUUGUCUCCUUGUUUACAAACCUGAUUUGAUUCCCAAUUUUCAAGUUGAGGAUGGAGUGGUAGGAGAUUAUGUGGAAACCUCUGCUGUUUUAAACAUUUGUGAAGAUCUCAUUUCUUCCCUAAGUGUUUCAGAAGAAGGAAGACAAGAAGCCCAGUGUAUUCAAAGCUGUAUGAAAACAGUAAAUGAAAGUUCAACUUUGAUGUUAAAUACAGUCCGGUCUUCUUUUCCUUGGAAUGGUAAUAUAUUAUUGCAUUUACAUUUUAGUAAAUUUAUGUUUAGGAGAUGGCAUGGCAGAGUGGUUGCCAGUCACCUGUGGUAAAAUCAUUGUGUAGUCACUAGGUGGGGUUGUUCUUGCUAUAGACUUAAGUUCUAUGCCUCAAUCCUUUUAAAUACAAAGCAAGAUGGCCUUCUCUUAUUUAAAUAGGGUGUGUUUGAUUCGCUGUGUAUAAUUCAAGAAAAUGAUAUAAGUAUUAAUAGGGACUUCUAAUAAACUCAUCCAUUGGGACUUUUGACUUUUGACUCCAUGUGAUUUCUUGGAAUUGUGAAUUUCAAAGGUGUUUUGCCACAAUUUUGUAUUGAUAUUGACAUUUUCUUUUUAUGAGUAUUUUACUGAAGUUUUGUGUGUAGCUGUUUAUAAGAUUUUAAUAAAGCAUUUUGACAUAUUAAAAAAUGAAUAAACUCUUGACUAGAAAUAUGAUUAAUUUGUUUUGGUAUCCAUUGUAUAAUUUGUAAUCUCUAAAAAUCAAAUCAAAUCAAAUGCACCUUUAAUAUGUUAAUUUAAACAUAUUUUUCUGUCCUUAUUGUGGGCCACAGUGUAAAAAAAAGUUGGUCAGCAGAAAUUGCAAAAGUCAACAAUAUUAAAGCACUGAUCAGUAUUUUUUUAACAUGCAUAUAAUGUAAUGAGUAACAAAAACAUUAAAAGUUUUCAAAAACUUUUUUCUAUCUUAUUAAAGGAUUAGCAGGUCCCUCUCCUGAUAAUCAAGUUGUUAUUGUUGGUGGAGGUUUAGCAGGCCUUAGUGCUUCAUUGUCGCUCUCUAAGGCUGGGUUUGAUGUGGUUCUGUUAGAGGCUGCUAACUACCUAGGUAGGUUGAUUGCUUUGACCUUUUCCGUGCUUUGAAUAUGCAGUAUUUUACUUUUGCCAGUAAUACUGUGAGAAGUAGUUCCAGAAAGAGUUUGAAAUUAGUUUCCAAAGUAAGAUACCAUAAAUCCUCUAUUAAGCCCCCCUCUCAAAUAAGCCCCCUUUCUCUACUAAGCCCCUCCCUUUUUAGGGGAAGAAAGUUAAUAAGCCACCAUCCCCCUCUCUUUUAAGCCUCCUCUCCCCUCCUAGCAAUGGGAGAAAUUUAUAUUUCUGAUGGGGUGCUUCUUAUAAGGCCUUACUUUUGAGUUAUAACUUAAGUAAUAACUCAGAAGUGCAAGGUUCGAGUUGGUGAGGGUUCAAGUUAUCAGGAGUCAACUGUAAGAACCACCUUAUCAAAAGCACCCCCAUUAGAAACACUGAUAAAAGUCAAAUGAUUUUAAAGUUUACCAGUGGCUGCUGGGAAUGGCUUUCAUGUUUUACUAUUCUGCAUCAUUUGAUACCUUAUGAUGUCAUCACAGUAUUUGAAUCUGUGUAUAAAAUCAUUCAAGUGAAUUCACAUGUCUUUUGUGGCUUGAUUGACCAUUGUAAAAUGGCCAGCCUCUCUCCAGUUGGAGACAUAAAAAUGCUGUUCCCAAUUAGUACUUCCAUGCAAAAUACAUUGACACUCAAAUAAAGUGAUUUUUUUUUAGUAUGAGCCACGUGGCCUGCCAUGGAUAUUUGGCACAAUAAAUGACCUUAACUGAGACAUCAUAUUUUGUAAUUAUAUAUUUUAAUAGGUGGCAGAGUAAAGCAAGCACAGCCUUUCAAAGGUUUUGGUUCUUUUGAUCUUGGUGGAGAAUUUAUCCAUGGAUCAAACACUGUCGUUAAUAAGCUUGCUCUUGAUAAUGGCUGGCUGGUCCUUCCUGUAAGUACAACAUAUGUACUAGUGACUCUUACUGCCUCAGUUUCUUGGUGCUAUAACCCCACAGAGGGAGAUACCAGUGGCAGGUCUAGAAGAGGUGCCCCCGGGGGUCACUGGGGUAAAUUUUUGCUGGGUAUGUGCCGCUGGCCUCUCAGAGCUCUUACCCCAUUAUAGUCUAUUCUGUGACCAAUAAUAGACCCAUCUUAGUCAGUUAUGUAAUUUUUGUGAUCCCAGCUAAGUCACUUUCUAUUUUUAUGAAUUGACCCAUUUUUUAAACUGAAUGAAGAACACUUCAAUUUUCACCUACAGUUCAAACAUUUUGCUACUUUGCUAACCGUAAAUAAAGUAUUGUGUUGCCCCAAAAAACCCGAAAAUGUGCAACCCUAUUCUAGUAACUCUAUGGAAAAUGCGACCCCAUUAGUCAAUCCAGUCAUGAAAAUACAACCCCAUCCAGCAGCACAUUCCCAUUAGCCUCCCCCUCAGAGAUGUGCCCAGGUGAUUUGCCACCCCUUUUUUGGACCAAAGAAGGACCACAAAACCAGCUUAAUUAGGAGAUUUAUCUUCAAUAGCAGGCUCACCUUAUCCAGGGCUCUAAAUAACCUUUUCCAUAUUAACCCUUUAAGCCCCAAGAUCCACAUACAAAUUCUCCAAACUGAUCUCCAUACAUUUGUUUUAAGAAUGGUUGAGAGAAUUUGGUUUAAGAUUGAAGUGUUCUCCCUUUGGUAAUCAGUUUAGUAAUUCUCAUAACCUUUACUCUUGAUGAUCUGCUGAUGAUGUUUGGAGAAAAUUGAUGUUGAUCGCUAUUGGGACCUAAAGGGAUAAAGUGGAUGCCAAUGGUGAAAAAAGGCGGCAAUGAUGAGGAAAGGGACUGUAAGGCCCCCUCUCCCUAAAAUCUUAACUGACAGCAAUGGUGCCACAACAUGGCAUGGAGGGGAUGAGGGGGGGGAACUUCAUUUUCACCUUUUGAAGUCAGUAAAACGUCAGAAAGGCCCUUUACGGUGCAGUGUCUCAACUAAUUUUGUCGCCGAUUGCAUCUUUUUAAUAUUGAAACCCAUGCCAUUUGUCAAGGCUUGGAUGAGUGCACCCUACCCUCCCCACUACCUCAGUGAUUUUGUUGCCUCUGCGUCCUGCGUCCCUGACGCAUAAAAAUCCCCAAAUACACAAAGUAAUUCAUGAUAUAAGCGUUCUGUAGGACGCAAGAUCCAUCGAUUGAUCUGAACUUUUGUAUUUGUAGAAAUAUCCCAUUUCUGUAAAUUCUGUGAAAGUUAUUAUGGCUGUUGUUUAAUGAUGCAUUUUUUGUUUAGCCUUUGUUGUGCUUUAAAAUAGAAGGACUAUAUUUUAAUUUCGGUAUACUGUAAUACACAGUUUUGGGGUCUGUCUUCAGAUUAACUGUCUGAUUACGUAAAGGCCCAAGCAUUUUCAAUUUCGACUCAUUUGUUCUGGACUAGGACUCAUGAUUGUUCACAAGAUGAGUCCCAGGAUGCACCAUAACUAUUUAUAACAAAAUCACUGCUCAAUGUCUGGAUAUAUGACAGUUGGUCCUCUUGUAUGAUAGUAGCAGAUAAGGCCAAAUGAACCAACCCCCCCACCACCACCACCCAAAAAAACCAAUCAAACAAACCUAAUCAAAACAAAAACAUUCCUUAUUUCACUGAAAGUCAAUAAAAGCUAAGGCACUAGAGUCACUACCUUUUACACCAGACUUUUUAAAAGAUUCAAAACAUCAAAGAGAGUUCAGAAAAUUUGUACACAUGUCUUUAACCCAUUCGCCCUUGGGAAUUUUGGCAAAAGACGCGUUUUGAAGCUAGUCGAGCAGUUUUCUGGUUUCUGCGCUAAAACUUACCAAAAAGCCUUUUGAAGUUCGUUCACUUCGCGGCCCUCUGUACCAAUAUGCAAAAUAAAAGCAAAAUACCGUAAAAUUCCGAAAAUAAGCCCCCCAAACAGGUAACGCAAAAAAUCCUCCGUUAAAUCGCCCCUCUAAAUAUAAGCCCCCCGGGAUCUUGUACUUUUGAAAAUUGCCCUCAAAUACAACGUAAAACAAAGCAAAAACAGUAAAUUUACUUCCAACUUUAUGGCUAGCCCAAUCGACUUUGAAACGCAAAUUUCCCUCCGUAGAUAAGCCCCACUGAAUAUAUGCCCCUCCAAAAAUAAGCACCUCAAAAAGGGCCUUGGGAAAAUGUAAGCCCCGGGGCUUAUUUUCGAAAUUUUACGGUAUUAGCUUCCGAUGUAGGAUUAGAUGGAAGUGCAGGUGGGUAGUGGAACAAGACUUUCACCGGAAUUUUCCGGUCAACUUUACAUGGUUUUUUGCCUUUUCCUCGGUCUCCUUGACUGAACAGUGCUCAUUCUGGUAUGUUUGAAAUGAUCUCUUUAACCUGCACAAGUUAGCAGACAAAUUUGUCAUUGACCGCCAAAACUGAUGACGUCACAAGUGAUACAAGGGACGCAGUUACGGGCGGAACAGGGGCAAGUGGGUUAAUCAGGGUCCGAAAUUAACUUUUUAAUACGGGCGCCAACUGGCGAUCAAGUAUAAAUUUUUGGUCGCCAGAGGGCAAAUUGUGGUCGCCAAAAAUUUCCCCUCCCUUUUUUGUCACAUAAAAGUUACAACACGAAUAAAAAAUGCAUGGUAUGGAUGUUUUUAUGCUCAAAAACUGCACUACUCCCGCUCCCGAUACUAGAAAGCAACCAUACGUGUACGAGUGAAGUCUUAUUUUUUUCCACAAAUUACUUUUUGGAGAUAUAAAGCUAUCUGACCUAGAAUGUAGGAACAGAAAGCUGUCUGCCCAUGACUGCACUGAUCAUAUCAAAACUCUAUUCUCUUCCCAUAACUACCACGAAACACGAAACAUAAACACGAGUCAAGCCGCCGUGUUACUUGUACCAGGCCACAACUGUGCCACAUUACUCUAGAUAAUGUACUUACCGUAUUUCAGCUAUGGAAAACAACAUGGCGGCUUGGAAACGUAGAACUCGUAUUGAUCGUAGCUGUUGUGGAGGUAUUACUACAGGAAGAUUCGUUUCACUUUUAAUUAAAAAAUAUCAGCAGGACAAAAAGUGAGACACCUGUUGGCAAAUAGCUUCGCAGUUUCUCCGAACGUUAAAGUCCACAAUAACAACUAGCCCUAACCCUAACCCUUUACAAGUCGCUUGCUGGCGACCAGCUAUGAAAUUCUGGUCGCCAGGACUGAAUUUCUAGUCGCGUUGGCGACCAGGAAAGCGCAAUUUCAGACCCUGUUAAUCAUUAAUUAUUUAUCUGUUGCAAUUUGUUUGGUAUAAAAAUCAAUACCCUUGGUUAAUAAUCCUCAGAUCACAAAUAUAACCCAGCUUGACACCCAGCUUAACUCUAUGAUGGUCGCUAGCUAUCAUUUUAACGUUUCAAAUUUUACUUGUUUCUGAGCUGCAUAACGUUUUUCCUCUAAACCUUGAAGGCAGCCCAAAGUGAAGAUGAAGAAGAAGGUGAAAAAAUUUACUACAAAGGAAAAUUUUACUCUCUGUCCAGCAAACAGCCAGAAAUUAAAGUCGCCAGAGAUACGUGGGAAGAAAUAAUCAGCAGUAGAUACAAUCACCAAGGUAAUGAAGAUGGCUCGCUGUCAGAUUUCCUGAAUGACAGGCUUCAAGACAAGGGAUUGUCGCAGGAUGUUUUGGACAUUAUUGACUACUGGAAACUAAAGAUUUCAGCUGGGUCUUUGACACAUUAUGGAGUACGUGAAGGAAGAAGGAGAAUGGAAUCGAAAUUUGAGUGGGGCCUUGGAAAUUGCAGGUGAGCUCAGUACUUUGUACGUACAGUAUAACUUGAUAGUAUGUCUUCGGACAAAGUAAUGGUUGUACUGUGCAAGAUGGUCCUAACUUUAAUUUUGAAUUCUAGUAUGAACUCGUUAAGUGUGGCCAUUCACAUUAAAGCGUUUGAGCAGUGCUUUCCUGUGGUACUGUUCAUUGUGCUUCAAAAGGUGGUUUUGCUUUUGAGGUUUUUGAUGAAAUCCUAAAGUGUGACCAUUCAACUGAAAGCUUCUGAGUAUUCCUUUCCUGUGUUACUUUUUAUUAUGCUGUACAAGGUGGUUCUAAUUUUUGAGAUUGUUGAUGAAGUACCUCUCGGGAAGCUUGUCCUUACUUUUUAUCUGUGUUUGACACUUCAGACUUGCUGAAUCAUAUUCCCAACUGGUAAAGUAUUACUUAGAUAACACCACAGAUGUGGAUAAACGACUCAACUGGCAAGUUAAGAAAAUCGUUUGGAAAGGUAAGGAGUAAACAGUCAUCUUUUAGAUAAGUAUACAGUAUGUAUGUUUGAUUCUGUAACUGUCAUUUAGGUUUACUUUUCUUGCUAUGCUUGAAUUCGAAUGUACAAGGUGUGCAAUGUUAAAGUUCGCUUUAAGUUAAACUGCAGUGCAUCAGUUUACUUUCACGCACCCGAAAGCGUGCGAGUAGCUCGAGUCUCUAUGUUCGACACACAUGCCUCUUCCGACUCUCUUUGUCCGUUAUCACACUUGUUUUAGAAGUCUUGCUUGAGGACCGUCUGCGUUCGUAUAAAAGACUUAACGACUGUAUUGCAGUCUAAGGUGUUACUACUAUUCUGAUUAAAAAUGAAGGAAGUAUUACAGAAAAAAAGCUGCAUGAUGUCACAGACGACAAUUUUUAAUAAUCAUAAUAAUUAUAACAAUCUUUAUACAGGGAGCUCACUUCACCAAGAGUGAUAUUCAGUGACGCCCUGUAAAACAAUAGAAAAAUAAAUGAUCUUAGAUAAAUAUACAGCUUUUACUGCUCUGUUUAAAAAGAAGAAGAGAGUUAAUUUCUUUAAAAGAUGCGUCUGAAAAGUUCCAUUCCUUAGCGCAUUGAUAAAAACAGUCUCUGCUUCCCGAAAUUCCUUUUAACGAGAAGAAGACGCAGUAUGUUUGUGUUAAACCCUACAACUCGAAAAGACUUCAGAACGUUUUAGAAGACAGUUUAGACUCGUGGUAUUCCCGAAAAUUAAUAAUAAAAACUUUGAGGUCGAGAAAUGGUAGUUCUAUAAAAGGUAAGGUCGUUUGAUUGUUUUCAUUUUUCCUCUGUUGCGUACUAAGGCCCAGUUCAUACGUCGUGCUUCUGCCAUGCCGACGUAAUUUUUGAAUAAGUUUGACAAAAGCACUGUGGAAGCACGACGUAUGAACUGGGCCUAAAUUUCGGCGGAAAAGUGAUCUAAAAUGUAUAACCGGUCUGGAUAACGCCCGUCAAAGACUUAGUUUGGGAGUAAAUGGCUCCAGGUCCGGGAAGUCUGGUUUAAAACGCUGACAUAACGGUGUAAAGUCGAUUUUCUAUGCAACAUUUUGUGUUGAAACAUUUACAGCUCUCCGCUAAGAAGUAUUUAUUUUCACGUUCAGUGAGCGCUAUUUUUUUGCAGAUGAAGACAGGCACAGAUUAAAUGCUGGUGGAAGAAUUCUUUUGAAGAAUCAACACGGGGAAAUUAUAACCGCUAAAUACGUCGUCAUUACUGUCCCGCUUACAAUCCUCAAAGAUAGGGACAUCACUUUUGUUCCAGAACUUACCGCUGACAAAAACAGAGCCAUAAACACAAUCCAGAUGCUUGGAGCGUGGAAAAUUAUUUGUCAAUUCAAACGCCGGUUUUGGCCCGAGAAACUUCAUCAAAUUUACAGUGUACGGGGAUUUACAAGUGAAAUAUGGAUGUGGUCACGUGACUCAGCUGUUAAUGAUGACAAGUGUCACGUGGUUGUUGGGUUUGAAACUGCUGAGUCUGCGGAACAGAAAAGUAUUCUCAGCGGUCAACAGGUCUUGGAGGGGUUCUUGGGCUAUUUGGAUGAGAUGUUCAGGUAAGAAAAUUUUGAUAUAUGUAAGUAACUUAAAAUUUUUCAAUGAAAACGCCGAAGUCAUUUCGUGGUAAAAGGAAACAAAAAGUCAGUGUUUACGAAAAAGAACGGCCCCAUUCUUCGUGAAAUGAAAACUGCUCAUAAUCCCUUAGCAGGUAUAGCAGAGCAAUACACUUUCCAAAGCAUUACACCGCUGAGUCCUGCAGCCCAAUGUAUGCCUAUUAUUGGCGUCUAGUUCACCAAGCUCAACUUCCUCUCAUUAUUGAUCACCUUACUGGAGUUUUUCGGCAUCUUAGCAGUAUACACGACACGUGUCACAAAUAAAAAAGGCCUAACUCCUCAUGAGUCUCCCCUUAGCUAAGUGCGCCCCUUCGGUAUUAUUAUUAUAAUUAUCGUCAUUAAACAAAGCAUCUGUAUGGCUUGCUGGAGUCUUCCUUAAACAUCAAGUCACCACGCGUGACCUUAGGUGUCCGGCUAAGACUGCGAAGGAUUCUGGCUGUACCCAGUAUAAGCGCGCUCUCUGCAAUGAUUCUAAACGGCAUGUGACACCAUUCUCUGUUAACCACUUUUCUAUGUCUUUCGAGACAGUUCCUAAUGCACCAAUUAUGACUGGCGCCACAGUUACUCUGCGCAAUUUCCAGAUCCAUUUAAACUCGCGCUUCAGUUCUUGGUAGUUCUAAAUUUCUUCUUUCUCCUUCCCUUUCACUCGGAUGUCAAAUGCACAAGCAACGUCAAAGUUAGGCACUUCCGUUCUAUCUUAUCCAAUACCACAAUGUCAGGCUUGUUGUGUUCAACCUUGUUGUCAGUCUGUAUUUUGAAGAAGUCCCACAGCAGCUUGUUCAGUACUGGAUUCAUACACUGGUCGUGGCUCGUGGUUGUAAUAUUUUUCUUUCUUAAGACUUGGUCUUGUUCUUCGAUAAUCAUACCCUCCAUCUCCUUCUUUAGUCUUCCCUUUUUCAGCCACUCCCACGUCUUUUAUCUCUUAUUAGUGUGUUCCUCCAAAACUGCCCUUAAAGUUGUUUCUACUGAAAGCGCUUUUUUCUUUCUUGCUGUAAUGAUGCGUCUUCACAACUUUCGCAUAAUAUCUCAGAACCUCUUCAUUAUACACUGCCUCGAACAGGGAGCCGUUACAACUCUCAACAUACCUGCUAAGUCUAUUCAUCUCACUAUUUGCAGAGUCGUCAACACUCAUUAAUCCUCUACCGCCCUCUGAUCUUUUAAAGUAAAUCUUGUCAAAAUCAGCCUGCGGGUGCAAAGCAUGAUGUAGAGUCGUCAUCAUCAUCAUCAUCAUCAUCAUCAUCAUUAUUAUUAUUACUAACAUUAUUAUCAUUAUUAUUAUUUUUUUACAGCACACCCAGCGAUGCUCGUCCUGCAACCGAUUCUUUCCUAGACUACGUGUAUUUUCAUUGGUCAAACCAUCCCUACAUUCGCGGUGGAUACACAUCCCCUACUGCCAAUGCGUACGAUCUUCGUCACGUGAUUGCCACUCCUGUUGAAGAUCGCUUGUUUUUUGCGGGUGAAGCUACAAGUCUUCGAUCGUGCUCAACUGUACCAACUGCGAUAGAAACUGGAAUCCGCGUGGCCGAUCAAGUGUGUCUCGCAGCUGGAAAGAGUCUUUGUUCUAAACUUUAAUCAGCGUUGGUUGUGAAAAUCUCGUUUUCUUUCUUAAUGAAGUUUAAGAUAUACAUAAUAUCAUCAAGUCCACAGCAACAAACCAAUGAGUGGUGCCCGAUCUCCCAGUUGUAGACCUGGAUCAGUACAAUUAAACUUGUAGAAAAAUAUGAAACGGCAAACUGAUCCUUACGGCAAAGCUUUUAGUUUUAUUUUCAUUUUUCUUUUAGCCGCUGCAGAAGGUUUGUUUCCAAACCGAAAUAUAAAUAAUGUAUUUUUUGUUUUAUUCUUUUGUUUACUUCUUCAUCGCCUUGCCGUAAGGAUCAGUUUGAAGUUCAAGACUCGGGCUUGAAAAACAUUUCAUUCAGUCAGUUCUUUGGAAUUUAAAGAACCUAGUGGUAAAUCUUACUAGUUACUUUCUGGAGACAUCUUUCAGUGUUGCGAAAGUCGUUUUUAGUGGACUGACUUGAUUGAACCUUGGGGGUGGAAAACUGGUCCACCGUCCCGUCACCGUCAGGCUGAAAAAGGGAAAAACCCUCAACCACUGCUUAUAAGUGCCCUCAGUUAUACACCCAUCUACCCGUAAACAAAAAAUACUUCCGAUUAUAACCCCCUCCAAAUGCAUUGUUUGAUGCUUGAUUGAA
Messenger RNA from Porites lobata, 11917 nucleotides. The record is from the annotation of a GenBank genome assembly. NCBI's taxonomy places the organism in Eukaryota, Metazoa, Cnidaria, Anthozoa, Scleractinia, Poritidae.